GCUGGGGUAUUCCAGAUAAACGGGAGAUAAAAGUGACAAGUCUGCUUCAUAACAAGUGGUUCUUGGUUUCUGAACGUUCGGUUUGCUCUACUUUUCAUUGCAACGGUCGACGGUUUGAAUUUUGAACAACUCUGGAUUAUGAAGUGCUGCUCGUGCAAUGCUACCGGUCGAUGUAAGAGCUGUUCCUGUGCUCGCAGGAAGGAACGUUGCUCUAAUUGCAAUCCGAUGAACCAUCAGCGUUGUAUGAACACGUCACCAGCAGUUGACGUUUCUUCAAACAUUAUUUCGGAGUCCAGUUUUGUGCAGAGUAACGAAGAAGAUCACCGAGGAAAUGGUAUUGUAAAUGCAGACAUUACGCUCAUUCAAAUUCAAAAUUCGAAAUCAUCCGGGCCAUCCAGACAGAAUCACGUGACUUUCGACAAGGCCAGUAGUCGUUUUCAUGAGUCUGAAACAGGUAAUGGUAAUGUGAACAAACUUACCGGUCAACUGCCUGCCUACAAACCACGUAGUGCUCCAAGUUUUACUUGGGGUGACGUGAAUGGCAUGGAAGUUGAGAAAGAAUUAGAUUCCAUCUACAAAGAAGUCGUAUUCUGGAAGAAAAACCUGUUCCUACUUCCAUCCGGGAAAGUGGGUAAGGAGUUUGUUGCAGAAAUGACACGUCUAGUAGAGUCGUUUGCAAAUGCAACGUCACUGGAGGGUAUUGCUAUGAAAGCUCUGGUAGUUUUUCAAGUUGUGGUCCUUCAGAAGCCCCAUGCAAAAUCCAAAUCUCGAGAUCACAUCCAAUGUGUUCAGAGACGUUUGGAAUUGUGGAAGAUGGGAAGGUUUGACGAUCUGGUAAGAGAGGGCCGUACCUUGCAAUGUCGACUAAAUCACAGCCUCCGUAGUAUCCCGGAUGUCCAGGUGGCUAGGGUUUUUAGUCGUCUUGUCAUUCAAGGUAAGGUCAACGCAGCCCUUCGAUAUGUGUCUGACAAUGCCAACUGUGGCGUUUUGUCUCUUGAUGCGGUGAUUGAUAACAAUGGUAGUACAGUUAAAGACUUGCUGCGAGUCAAACAUCCUGAACAGCAACCGUUAUGUGACGAGAUCUUCUUGAAUGGUCCCGUUAAUGACUUAUCACAUGUUAUAUUUGACAAGAUUGAUGGAUCAGCUAUUCGCUCUGCUGCUCUGAGAACCCAGGGCGCUGGUGGACCAUCUGGUGUGGAUUCCACAGCUUGGAAACGUCUAUGCUGUUCUUUUCAGAAGCAGUCAGCUGAGCUGUGCAACGCCCUAGCAGGUCUAGCACGACGCAUAUGUUGUGAUUUUGUGGAUCCAAGUGCUAUCCAGGCUCUUGUUGCAUGCCGUUUGAUUCCUUUAGACAAGAAUCCUGGAUUACGUCCAAUCGGAAUUGGUGAGACCUUCCGCAGGAUUAUUGCCAAGGCGAUAAUGAGAGUUAUCAAGGACGACGUCUGCCAUACUGCUGGACCUUUGCAAGUGUGUGCUGGACAAGAAGGUGGAUGUGAAGCGGCUAUUCAUGCGAUGCGCACAAUAUUUGACAACGAUGAGACUGAGUGCGUUCUUCUGGUUGAUGCCUCGAAUGCUUUUAAUUGCCUAAAUCGACGGGCAGCGCUUCACAAUGCUAGAAUCUUGUGUCCGGCUAUUGCAACGGUUCUCAUAAAUACAUACAGGGACGAGGUUUUGAUGUUCGUUGUGGGAGGCGAGAUAAUCAGAUCAGCUGAAGGAACAACACAGGGUGAUCCGCUGGCGAUGUCCAUGUACGCGAUUGGCAUCCUGCCGCUCAUCACUCAACUUCAAUGUGAAACCAAGCAAGUCUGGUAUGCUGAUGACGCAACAGGUGCAGGGUGCAUUAGAGGUGUGAGGCAGUGGUGGAAUGACAUUGUCAAAGUCGGCCCCAAGUUCGGAUAUCACGCAAACGCUGUUAAAACUUGGUUGAUAGUAAAGCAGAACAAAUUGGAAGAUGCCCGCUCUGCAUUUGCUGAUACGGCAGUACAAAUCACAACAUCAGGUAAACGACAUCUAGGUGCUGCUUUAGGGCACCCUUCGUUUGUUCGUGAAUACGUUGACAGUAAAGUCAAUGAGUGGGUUCGUCAAGUGGAAAAACUAUCAACCAUUGCUGUAACUCAUCCUCAUGUCGCAUACUCAGCUUUUACUCAAGGUUUGGCCCAUCGCUGGUCCUAUCUCUUGAGAACUGUUCCAUCUAUAUCUGAAAUGCUCAAGCCGUUAGAAGAAGUCAUCCACCAACGAUUUUUGCCUAGACUGACUGGUCAACCAGUGUGCGGUGCAGACAUGAGAGACCUCUUGUCAUUACCUUGCAAUCUCGGUGGGUUGAACAUUUCUGAUCCGUCGAAGACUGCUGAAUCACUAUUUGCAGCUUCCGAGCACAUCACUGCGCCUUUGGCUGCUCUUAUUGUCGAACAAGAGAACGCCAUCACAGUGUCUCCAUUGGAAACAAAAAGAAGAAAAUCUGAGAUCAAGGCCAAGACACAAGCUUUCCACAAUGAGACCUUGGAGAAGUUGCAAACAAAUGCAUCACCGCAAAUAAAAGGGAGCUUGGAAGUCCUAUCCGAAAAGGGAGUAUCGAGCUGGCUUACCGUGCAGCCUAUUGAAGAGCAUGGUUUCCAUCUUGCCAAGAACGAUUUUCGUGAUGCUCUGUGCUUAAGAUAUGGCUGGCCUUUAUCAGAUUUGCCCUCGAAAUGUGAAUGCGGCCUCAGUUUUAACGUCGACCAUGUCAUGAUAUGCCAGAAAGGCGGCUUUCCCACGCUAAGGCACAACGAGAUCCGGAACAUCACAGCUGAUCUUCUAAGGGAGGUUUCUACAGAUGUUACAAUCGAACCUGUACUUCGUCCCUUGGAUGGAGAACAGUUUGCGCAUCGCACUGCCAUCACAGAUGAUAACGCUAGGGUCGACAUUUCUGCUAGAGGAGUGUGGAGGCAUGGAGAACGGGCAUUUUUUGAUGUGAGGGUUUUCUACCCAAACGCUGCUUCCAACCGCAAACACUCUUCACUCAAAUCCGCCUAUGUGAGUCACGAGAAUGAGAAGAAACGCGCUUACGGUGAGAGAAUUCGGGAAGUUGAGCAUGGGUCUUUCACUCCAUUAGUGUUUACGUCAUACGGAAGCACAGGCCCAGAGGCAACAACCUUCUAUAAGCGAGUGGCAAGUCUGCAUGCAGCCAAGUCAGGAGAGCAGUACAGUAGAAUUAUGCAAUUAAUUCGCUGUAGAUUGAGUUUUGCCCUACUUCGCUCGAGUAUACUGUGUAUCCGUGGAACAAGAUCCUCUACGUAUAGACCUAUCAAAGUGGACCUGCUGGGACUCAUUGAAAGUGAGGCCCACCUAGAUGAGUAGGUGGUGACUAUAGCUUGUGAUAAUAGUUAAGCAUACAGUGUAAUGACGUAAAGUAGUAACUGACUUUUAAUUGUUUGUUUUGCUGCGUGCGUAUAUCUGUCACUUAUAGUGUUGUAUGUUAUUAC
This is a messenger RNA of Corticium candelabrum, 3461 nucleotides long. RefSeq lists its product as uncharacterized. Lineage: Eukaryota; Metazoa; Porifera; Homoscleromorpha; Homosclerophorida; Plakinidae. The transcript has a single exon. The coding region runs from base 139 to 3336 and encodes 1065 amino acids. The record is from RefSeq and is a predicted model, not a curated record.